UAUAUCCUUUUCCUGUAAAAUUCUUACACUUCUGUCUUGCCCUAUUUAUUUCUUAUACCCCUAGUUUGUUCAUGCUGCUAUAACAAAAUUUAGACUGGGUAAUUUUUAAUGACAGAAAUUGAUUUCUUAUAAUUUUAGAGACUGAGAAGAGCAACAUCAAGGUACCAGCAAAUUUGGUAGCUGCCAAGGGCCUGUUCCUCUUAGAAGGUUCCUUCUGUAUGUCCUCAUGUGGUGCUGGGGCAAAUAAACUCCCUCAGGCUUCUUUUAUAAGGGCAGUAAUCCCCUUCAUGAAGGUUAGGCCUAAUCACAUUUCAAAACUCUCCACCUCUUAAUACUAUCACAUUGGGGAUUAGGUUUCAACAUGUGAAUUUGGGAAUCGGGGAAACCAUUCAGACCACAGCAUACCCAUACUUAUGCUUGAAAAUCAACGUAAAUACUACUUCUUUUUUCUAAAGGAAUUCCUGACUAGCCCAAAUCUGACACAUGGUAGCCAUUGAUUCAUUUGUAUAAUGGCUAUAUCCACUUAAUUUUUUAUAUUCAAAUUCCAUGUAUAUAAUUCCUAUAACCAUUCUUUGUAUAACAUAUUCUCUGAACUACUUAUUUUCAUUGACACUUUUGUCUUUUGAAAAACUAAUUUUCUUUGUUUCUUUGAUUGUGUGACACUCAUAAACACACCCUAACAGAAGGCUUUCUAAUACCAUCAGAUUCUUUACCUGAGUCUAUUCACUUUUUUUUCCAGCCUAUCAAUUGUCCUUCCAUGUUAUAAAUUCCUUAGUCUUGGGGUUCAUUGUGGAGGCCUCUUUAGGACGAAUGGAGAUCAAGUUGGUUCAGUAUGUAGAUGUCCCAGAAUGGUAUUGUUGCAAAAGGCAUGAAAGAACACAUAGGAAUAAAGAUGAAAAGAGACUUCACAAGAUUUAUUGAAGAACUAAUAUUCUAGAAAUCAUGGGAAGACUCUGGUCCUAAUGUUGAUAGUGACCCACCAGACUCUGAGCACACAGAAUAAUUGCUCUGCUUCUCAAUUCUCCAGUUGACAAAACACAGGGAUUAGAGUAGGGAGUUAAUAAUGCUUCUGUAACCUGAAAUUCUUUUGCUCUUAUUGUUAAAUUGCCCAAGUUAAAUUAUUUGCAUGAGAGGAGGAAAAAAUCUUUAAAAAUAAUAGUUGUCAUGAAUUCUAUAAAAAUUAAAUAAUUUUAAAAGGAUAAACCCUAUUUUAGCAAGUAAAUAUGUGAGUAUAUGAGAGAAUAAUGUUAAUAAAAACCAUUAAGCUGACUAUCAAGAUAUUAGAGACGUGGGCAGAAAACAUAAAGACUUCAAAAUAUAUGUUAUAUUGUUAAACAUCUGGCAGAUUUAUAAAGCUUUGUAAAAAUCAGCCAUAGAAAUUGCAUUUUAAAGAGUAAAAGUGAACAGUUUUAACAAUGGGAAAAGGCUCUGUACUAGCACUAACAUCAAUUAGAAAAUAAAGCAUUCUGAUUUUAAUUAAUGGAUGUUUUCAUGGUGUCUAAUAAAAAUAUAAUUUUAAGGACUUCAACAUUUUAAUCUGAGAAAAUAUCGUUGUAUUUAAAACAAGUGUAUUUUUUUAAAUAAGCAAACACAUUUACAUUCAUCAAUUAUAGUAAAACAAAAGCUCAAGAAAUCCCAGAGCAUAUAAUUUCAUGAACCAAGAAUAAAAUGAGCUCUGGGCUUAUGAACAAGAUCUGCCCCUGAAUAAUCUCCAGAACUCUGUUCAUUUUAUGCGGUAGUUUAAGUUUUCUUCUGUCUUGGCCCAACUUAUAAACAACAGAAAUCUGAGUCGUGGGAAUAUAAUUUAUGAACAGAAAAGAUUACUUGUCUGUGAAUUGUGUUCUGAAGAUGAAAGUAAAUAUACAAGAACAUACGGUAUUCCAUUAAAAGUUGCCAGAUCAUAAUUAUGUGGCAAGACAGUUAUCAGAAAUUAAUCCAUCUGUUGAGAGCAAUUGAAGACACUAUCCUAAUGUAGGCCCUUUUGAGGAGACAGCAUUAACAGAAAAAAAUUCAUAGCAAAGGCUUGAGGGGGGAAAUGAAUCCAAUCCAGCCUGAAAAAAUCUGCACCAGGUUUGAAAAAUCACCCCAUCCUCUGGUGUAAGUGAUGCUAAGAAGCACAAACUGCUUUUUGAAUCUAAGUCCCUGUGUUUUCUGUGAAGGAGCUGUAAGUGGGGUGGGACAGAGAUGGCACCUGGGGAUUCUGAGGCACCCGCUCCUCUCUGAGACAGACAGGGAUCAGGAGCCGGUCUGGGACCAGACCACCAGCAACACACCAGAGGAUGUUCUGUAAAUAAGACCAUGGCACUUAAGAAUAUUAACUACCUUCUCAUCUUCUACCUCAGUUUUUCACUGCUCAUCUACAUAAAAAAUUCCUUUUGCAAUAAAAACAACACCAGGUGCCUCUCAAAUUCUUGCCAAAACAAUUCUACAUGCAAAGGUUUUUCAAAAGACAAUGAUUGUUCUUGUUCAGGCACAGCCAAUAAUGUGGACAAAGACUGUGACAACAUGAAAGACCCUUGCUUCUCCAAUCCCUGUCAAGGAAGUGCCACUUGUGUGAACACCCCAGGAGAAAGGAGCUUUCUGUGCAAAUGUCCUCCUGGGUACAGUGGGACAAUCUGUGAAACUACCAUUGGUUCCUGUGGCAAGAACUCCUGCCAACAUGGAGGUAUUUGCCAUCAGGACCCUAUUUAUCCUGUCUGCAUCUGCCCUGCUGGAUAUGCUGGAAGAUUCUGUGAGAUAGAUCACGAUGAGUGUGCUUCCAGCCCUUGCCAAAAUGGGGCCGUGUGCCAGGAUGGAAUUGAUGGCUACUCCUGCUUCUGUGUCCCAGGAUAUCAAGGCAGACACUGCGACUUGGAAGUGGAUGAAUGUGCUUCAGAUCCCUGCAAGAACGAGGCUACGUGUCUUAAUGAAAUUGGAAGAUAUACUUGUAUCUGUCCCCGCGAUUAUUCUGGUAUAAACUGUGAAUUGGAAAUUGAUGAAUGUUGGUCCCAGCCUUGUUUAAAUGGUGCAACUUGUCAGGAUGCUCUGGGGGCCUAUUUCUGCGACUGUGCCCCUGGAUUCCUAGGGGAUCAUUGUGAACUCAACAUUGAUGAGUGUGCCAGUCAACCGUGUCUCCAUGGAGGGCUGUGUGUGGAUGGAGAAAACAGAUAUAGCUGUAACUGCACGGGUAGUGGAUUCACAGGGACACACUGUGAGACCCUGAUGCCUCUUUGUUGGUCAAAACCUUGUCAUAAUAAUGCUACAUGUGAGGACAGUGUUGACAAUUACACUUGUCACUGCUGGCCUGGAUACACAGGUGCCCAGUGUGAGAUUGAUAUCAAUGAAUGCAAUAGUAACCCCUGCCAGUCUGAUGGGGAAUGUGUGGAGCUGUCCUCAGAGAAACAAUAUGGACACAUCACUGGACUGCCUUCUUCUUUCAGCUACCAUGAAGCCUCAGGUUAUGUCUGUAUCUGUCAGCCUGGAUUCACAGGAAUCCACUGUGAAGAAGACGUCAAUGAAUGUUCUUCAAACCCUUGCCAAAAUGGUGGUACUUGUGAGAACUUGCCUGGGAAUUAUACUUGCCAUUGCCCAUUUGAUAACCUUUCCAGAACUUUUUAUGGAGGAAGGGACUGUUCUGAUAUUCUCCUGGGCUGUACCCAUCAGCAAUGCCUAAAUAAUGGAAUAUGCAUCCCUCACUUCCAAGAUGGCCAGCAUGGAUUCAGCUGCCUGUGUCCAUCUGGCUACACCGGGUCCCUGUGUGAAAUCGCAACCACACUUUCAUUUGAGGGUGAUGGUUUCCUGUGGGUCAAAACUGGCUCAGUGACAACCAAGGGCUCAGUUUGUAACAUAGCCCUCAGGUUUCAGACUGUUCAGCCAAUGGCUCUUCUACUUUUCCAAGGCAACAGGGAUGUGUUUGUGAAGCUGGAGUUGCUAAGUGGCUACAUACACUUAUCAAUUCAGGUCAAUAAUCAGCCAAAGGUUCUUCUGUACAUUUCCCACAACACCAGCGAUGGAGAGUGGCAUUUCGUGGAGGUAAUAUUUGCAGAGGCUGUGACCCUUACCUUAAUCGACGACUCCUGUAAGGAGAAAUGCAUCUCGAAAGCUCCUUCUCCACUUGAAAGUGAUCAAUCAAUAUGUGCUUUUCAGAACUCCUUUUUGGGUGGUUUACCAGUGGGGACAGCCAGCGAUGGUGUCGCUCUACUUAACUUCUAUAAUAUACCAUCCACACCUUCGUUUGUAGGCUGUCUCCAAGACAUUAAAAUUGAUUGGAAUCACAUUACCCUGGAGAACAUCUCAUCUGUCUCAUCAUUAAAUGUCAAGGCAGGCUGUGUGAGAAAGGAUUGGUGUGAAAGCCAACCUUGUCAAAGCAGAGGACGCUGCAUCAACUUGUGGCUGAGUUACCAGUGUGACUGCCACAGGCCCUAUAAAGGCCCCAACUGUCUGAGAGAGUUUGUGGCAGGCAGAUUUGGCCAGGAUGACUCCACUGGAUAUGUUGUCUUUACUCUUGAUGAGAGCUAUGGAGACACCGUCAGCCUCUCCAUGUUUGUCCGAACACUUCAACCAUCGGGCUUACUUCUAGCUUUGGAAAACAGCACUUAUCAAUAUAUCCGUGUCUGGCUAGAGCACGGCAGACUAGCAAUGCUGACUCCAAACUCUCCCAAAUUAGUAGUAAAAUUUGUUCUUAAUGAUGGAAAUGUCCACUUGAUAUCUUUGAAAAUCAAGCCAAAUAAAAUUGAACUGUAUCAAUCUUCACAAAACCUAGGAUUUAUUUCUGCUUCUACAUGGAAAAUCCAAAAGGGAGAUGUCAUCUACAUUGGUGGCCUACCUGACAAACAGGAGACUGAACUUAAUGGUGGAUUCUUCAAAGGCUGUAUCCAAGAUGUAAGACUAAACAACCAAAAUCUGGAAUUCUUUCCAAAUUCAACAAGCGAUGCAUCUCUCAAUCCAGUUCUUGUCAAUGUAACCCAAGGCUGUCCUGGAGACAACAGCUGCAAGAGGCAGAUCAGUGUGGGAAGGGCAAUCAUUGAGUUGGGAUCCAGAGGACCUAGGUACCAAGUUUCACUGUUUUGCUUCUAUAUAGGAUCUUGGGCAACUGGAAACACCUUCUUUUUAUCAUCUGUAAAACCAGGAUCCAACCCCUGUCGCAAUGGAGGUGUUUGCCAUUCCCUGUGGGAUGACUUCUCCUGUUCCUGUCCUGCCCACAUAAGUGGGAAAACCUGUGAGGAGAUUCAGUGGUGUGGAUUCAGCCCGUGUCCUCACGAAGCCCAGUGCCAGCCGGUGCUUCAAGGAUUUGAAUGUAUUGCAAAUGCUGUUUUUAAUGGACAAAGCAGUCAAAUAUUGUUCAGAAGCAAUGGGAAUAUUACCAGAGAACUCACCAAUAUCACAUUCGGUUUCAGAACAAGGGAUGCAAAUGUAAUAAUAUUGCAUGCAGAAAAAGAGCCUGAAUUUCUUAAUAUUAGCAUUCAAGAUUCCAGAUUAUUCUUUCAAUUGCAAAGUGGCAACAGCUUUUAUAUGCUAAGUCUGACAAGUUUGCAGUCAGUGAAUGAUGGCAUGUGGCAUGAAGUGACUCUUUCCAUGACAGACCCAAUGUCCCAGACCUCCAGGUGGCAAAUGGAAGUGGACAACCAAACACCAUUUGUGACCAGCACAAUUGCUACUGGAAGCCUCAACUUUUUGAAGGAUAAUACAGAUAUUUAUGUGGGUGAUGGAGCUAUUGACAAUAUAAAGGGCCUGCAAGGGUGUCUAAGUACAAUAGAAAUCGGAGGCAUUUAUCUCUCUUACUUUGAAAAUGUUCAUGGUUUCACUAAUAAACCUCAGGAAGAGCAGUUUCUCAAAAUCUCUACCAAUUCAGUGGUCACUGGGUGUUUGCAAUUAAGUGUUUGCAACUCCAACCCCUGCUUGCAUGGAGGAAACUGUGAAGACAUCUAUAGCUCUUAUCAUUGCUCCUGUCCCUUGGGAUGGUCAGGGAAACACUGUGAACUCAACACUGAUGAAUGCUUCUCAAAUCCCUGUAUCCAUGGCAACUGCUCUGACAGAGUUGCAGCCUACCACUGCACAUGUGAGCCUGGAUACACUGGUGUGAACUGUGAAGUGGAUAUAGACAACUGCCAGAGUCACCAGUGUGCAAAUGGAGCCACCUGCAUUAGUGAUACUAAUGGCUAUUCUUGCCUCUGUUUUGGAAAUUUUACAGGAAAAUUUUGCAGACAGAGCAGAUUACCCUCAACAGUCUGUGGGAAUGAGGAGACAAAUCUCACUUGCUACAAUGGAGGCAACUGCACAGAGUUCCAGGCUGAAUUAAAAUGUAUGUGCCGGCCAGGUUUUACUGGAGAACGGUGUGAAAAGGACAUUGAUGAGUGUGCCUCUGAUCCGUGUGUCAAUGGAGGACUGUGCCAGGACUUACUCAACAAAUUCCAGUGCCUCUGUGAUGUUGCCUUUGCUGGCGAGCGCUGCGAGGUGGACUUGGCAGAUGACUUGAUCUCGGACAUUUUCACCGCUAUUGGCUCAGUGACCCUCGCCUUGUUACUGAUCCUCUUGCUGGCCAUUGUUGCUUCUGUUGUCACCUCCAACAAAAGGGCAACUCAGGGAACCUACAGCCCCAGCCGUCAGGAGAAGGAGGGCUCCCGAGUGGAAAUGUGGAACUUGAUGCCGCCCCCUGCGAUGGAGAGACUGAUUUAAGAGCAUUCUGUCCCUUCGAGAUGGGGAUCCACACACUGUGAAUGUGAUGACUGUACUUCAGGGGUCUCUGACAUACCUGACGAUGUUAAUCUGCAACCGGGAUUACACUGGAACUACAGGAAUGAUUCCUUUAACCACCUUAAAGACUUUCACAGUGGUUCCACUCAACACCAUUGUUUUAUUAUGUUAUAUCACCCAAUCGCGAAAAAAGUCUGUGCCAGUAAUUUCAGCCUUAUAAUUAGCAAAAAAUCUUCCAGAGAAUGAAGUCUUCUGAGCAAAGCUCCAGUGUCUAUCACUGAAACUCUUUCCUGUUUUCAACCUGGGGACAACUUUUAGUUUUCAUUUUAGGUUUCUGUACUUUCUGUAGUUUCUGUGUAAACAUAUGGCAGUUUACACAGAAACUGUAGUUUCUGCCAUAUGUUUACACAGAAACUACAAUAAAAAAUUGGCUACAUUUCUCACUUCUCCUAUCAUGUGGUCAAAGGUUAUUGUUGUAUACCAGCGAUGGGAUACUUCUGUAUACUUUUGUCCUUCAUUCAUGGAUUCAGAGAAAGCCAUGGGAAUGACCUGUGGUUCAAAAAAGUGACCCAAUGGCAACAAAUAAAAAUCGAAAUCUGGUUUUUCUCC
This is a messenger RNA of Chlorocebus sabaeus (green monkey), 7281 nucleotides long. The record is from RefSeq and is a predicted model, not a curated record. Lineage: Eukaryota; Metazoa; Chordata; Mammalia; Primates; Cercopithecidae.